Molecule: messenger RNA, 411 nt
Organism: Strongyloides ratti
Lineage: Eukaryota; Metazoa; Nematoda; Chromadorea; Rhabditida; Strongyloididae
Product: Low-density lipoprotein (LDL) receptor class A repeat-containing protein
Exons: 2
Coding region: 1-411 (136 amino acids)
Molecular function (GO): protein binding
Source: RefSeq, a predicted model, not a curated record
AUGUAUGAUGUUCAAUAUUCUGCAUGUAGCUCUCCAUUUCAAUGGAAAUGUGACUCAGGAGAAUGUAUAGCACAAUAUGAUUUAUGUGAUGAUAUUCCUCAAUGUGAUGAUGGUUCUGAUGAAAUGUAUUGUAAUGGAAGAACACAUCCAACAACAGAACGUUUAACAAAUAUUGGUGUGAUAAAUGAUAAUAUUAAUCAAAAUAAUAAUACAUCCAAUAUUUGGAAACUUUCUCGUUACUCCUUCAAUAAUCAUGUUUCAAUUAUUGGCAUUAUAUCAAUUAUUAUUGUAAUAAUAUUUUAUAUUAUUAUAUGUAGACAACGACGACGUUCCCUCAAUCAUAAUUUUAGAAAAAGUGAUAUAAUUGCUGAAGAUGAGGAUGAAUUAUUAAUUAAUUCAAUGUAUUCAUAA